Messenger RNA from Mauremys mutica (yellowpond turtle), 557 nucleotides. Its product is annotated as histone H2B 8. Lineage: Eukaryota; Metazoa; Chordata; Testudines; Geoemydidae. Bases 29 to 409 code for a protein of 126 amino acids. Gene Ontology annotation, cellular component: nucleosome. The transcript has a single exon. The record is from RefSeq and is a predicted model, not a curated record. Gene Ontology annotation, molecular function: protein heterodimerization activity; structural constituent of chromatin; DNA binding.
GUUCUGUGCUGUGUGACUAGUGACCGAGAUGCCUGAGCCGGCGAAAUCUGCUCCCGCGCCCAAGAAGGGCUCUAAGAAAGCGGUGACCAAGACCCAGAAGAAGGGGGAUAAGAAGCGCCGCAAGACCAGGAAGGAGAGUUACUCCAUUUACGUCUACAAGGUGCUGAAGCAGGUUCACCCCGACACCGGCAUCUCUUCCAAGGCCAUGGGCAUCAUGAACUCCUUCGUCAACGACAUCUUCGAGCGCAUCGCCGGGGAGGCGUCCCGCCUGGCGCAUUACAACAAGCGCUCCACCAUCACCUCCCGGGAGAUCCAGACCGCCGUGCGCCUGCUGCUGCCCGGGGAGCUGGCCAAACACGCCGUGUCGGAGGGCACCAAGGCGGUUACCAAGUACACCAGCUCCAAGUAAACACAUGUGGUGCCUCUCCGGGACUUUGUUACACCUAAAACUCAAAGGCUCUUUUAAGAGCCACCCACUUUCUCCAUGAGAGAGCUGUGCCUCACUAUCAACAAUAGAAUUAGAUAAUUUCAUCUUUUUGUAGGGGGAUUAACUUGUA